This is a messenger RNA of Grus americana (Whooping crane), 1165 nucleotides long. It is a transcript of the gene APOF, whose product is annotated as apolipoprotein F. The record is from RefSeq and is a predicted model, not a curated record. Gene Ontology annotation, biological process: cholesterol metabolic process. Lineage: Eukaryota; Metazoa; Chordata; Aves; Gruiformes; Gruidae. The transcript has 2 exons. The annotation marks the transcript as partial.
GGGCUGCGAGCUGCCCGUUCCCCCCCGGGACCUGCCCUGUCCCUGGGCCGGGGCCAGGCCCUGGGUGUCGCAACACCCGAUAGCAGCGGCUAUAAAGGGGCCGCAGGGGCGGCAGCCCCAGCGCCAGGACGGGGCAGGGGACGGCAGCGUCGGCAAGCGGGCUGUCCUGGAGCUGCCGCCAUGCCCCAGGUUCUGCUCUUCCUCCUGCUCCUUGGCCUGGGGGGCAGCGCCCUCUCUGCCGUCCCCCCCGUGCCGGGUGCCGAUGACCAGGCCGCGGUGCGGGUGCUGCUGGGGCAGCUGGCGGAGCGCAUCCCGCCGCAGGCCCUGCCGGGGCGCGGGGUCUCGUGCCAGGACCUGCGCCCCGAGGCCCUGCCUGGCUUCGCCCAGCUCCCGCCGCCGCCCCGGGCCCUGGCCCGCGCCGCCCUGGCCCUGGCGCUGAGCGGGGCUGCCUGCGCGGCCCAGGCCGAGGCGGAGGUGCUGGCACUGUCACGGGAGCUGGGUCCCCCCACGGCAGCGGCGCUGCUCCGGGGUCUGGCGGGGCUGCGGGGCGCCCCGGCCCCCGAGGCUCUGUCCUUCCUCCUCCUCAACCUGGUGCAGCCGGGGGGCUCUGCCCCAGCCCAGCCCUGCUUGGCGCCCGCCCGGCUCCGGGGCCCUGCGGCCGGCACCCACCCCACCCCACCUGGGGUGCCGGUCUCAGGGCCCGUGGCCGAGGAGGUCCAGGCGCUCCCGGGGGCCAGGGCUCGUGCCUGGCUGCCUGCGUGCCGCCGCGUCGCCCGGCACCAGUCCCGGCGCCGGCGGGAGGAUGAGGAUGCCUGCAACCCGCCGGGGGAGCGGGAGGCCCACGGGGUGCUGGAGUGGGUGCCGGGCGUCAGCACCUUCUACAACCUGGGCACCAGCCUCUACUACGCCUUCCAGGGCUGCGAGGCCGUGGCCUCCACGCGGGCCCUGGAGGUCGCCGAGGACCUGGGCUACGCCGGCCUGGCCGCCCUCACCGCCGGCGCCGGUGGCCCGGUGGCCCUGGGGCUGCAGCUGGGGCUGCAGCCGGGGGUGAAGGCAGGGGUGCGGGCACUCAUCAGCUACUUCACCUCGGCCGGGGACCCCCAGCCGGCCCCCACCGCCCACAGCGGCCCCGUCCUCAUCGUCUGAAUAAAGGCCCCACGCGGCA